AUGAGUCGAAGUGUUGAGCUGGAAGAGAUCGUCUACACCUUUGCGAAAGACCCGCGGUUGAUAACGCACGCAUUGCAACCUAACGCGCAGCCUGAUCUUCAAGACGUCGUCCUGAAAACGUUAGCUGCCGACGCUGACGAGAAGGGCAAUUGGAGUUCUAUUCUGGAAAUCCCCGGGAUCGUUAAACUUUGUGUCGAUCUUAUCGCAUCAAGUGCGACUGAUCAAGUGAUUAAACGCAUUCUUCAAUUGUUCUUAAACGUGUCAGCCGAUGAAAAGGCCGUUUCGAAACUUUACGCGGAUCCGGAAUUUAAACCUUUGAUCCACCGGAUAGCACGCAUGGUCGCUGAUCCCGAUUGCAAAUUCGCGGAUUUAGCAGUGUCGGUAUUAGUGAAUGCGUCUCGAGCAGAGCGGGAUUGUUCUGGUUUACUCACGUUAUUUGGCGAUGCCGUGACAUUACCGCAAUUGCUCGAGGCUUUCUCUAAGCCGCAGUACAAUCGUGAAGGACAGUCCUUGCAUUUACUUGCUCACGUUUUCGGUAACUUGACUCAACUGGAAGCUGUUCAAGAUUUCUUCGUCGCAUCAGAAAAACGCUGGAUUUUCAAAUUGCUCCCGUUCUUGAGUUUUGAAGAUUCUCUUGAUAGACGCCUCGGUUGCGCUGCUGCCCUGAAAAAUUGUUGUUUUAAAAUAAAAAAUCACGAGUUCAUACUUUCUGAGAGUGAAUCUGAAGACAUAUUGCCGCAUAUUCUACUUCCUCUCGCUGGUCCCGAAACAUUUGACGACGAAGAAAACGACUCUUUACCACUGGAUCUUCAAUUUCUUCCCGACUCGAAAGUCCGUGAAUCGAAUCCAGUUGUUCGAAGACUUCUUUUGGAAGCACUGCUUCUUCUGUGCGUCACUAAGGUAGCUAGGGAAACUCUACGGAGGCGCGGUGUUUAUUACAUCCUCCGUGAAUACCACAAGUGGGAACUUGUACCUGUCGUGAAAGCCAAGCUGGAGUCAGUUAUUCACAUUCUUAUCCGAACUGAAGACGAAAUCGGAACAGACAACUUGUCGCACCUUGAGAUUCCUGAUCAUCUCGUCGAUGCCUUAGACAAGGAACAUGAAGAGGAAGCGAAAGAACUUGUGGAGUCGGAAAGCGUGGAGUCAUCAACCAAAAACGUGCCGUAG
This is a messenger RNA of Notodromas monacha, 1167 nucleotides long. NCBI's taxonomy places the organism in Eukaryota, Metazoa, Arthropoda, Ostracoda, Podocopida, Cyprididae. The record is from the annotation of a GenBank genome assembly.